CUCCAUCUUAAUUCGACACUACCGCAGAGCCGAGUUACGCCGGCGUGAUGGGAGGAGACCAAGGGAAGGGAGGAAAAACUAGCGGCUUUGCUCACCUGAGACCUGAGAUGCUCCCAUGAGUUUUCAAAGUGCUGGGCUCCUUACGGCAAAGACACCAUUUUAUAAAGUAGUAUUCUUUUGAUUUUGCCCUUAAACAGGGGUUCUGCGACAUUUACAGCCCCUCUGUUUAAAAGCCAGCCGACUUGACUGCAAUAAGCUUUCAAAACUGGGAAUGUACAUUGUUUUUCAGUGAACUGAUUUCCAGGACAAGGACUCAUCUGCACCCGCCCAAAUACCAUGGCACUGCUUGCGCCCUUUGCCACCGGAUCCUUCUCUUCCAAUGAGACUUUCUGAUUGUGUCUACCAACUCUCCUAUUAGGAAACCCGUGGGUUGCAUGCGGCUAUUCUGUUGUAUUCUCAUUCUCACCCUCCCUCCCCUCUCUCACUCGCACUCUUGCUGGAGGCACACCAAUACCAUUCCGCUGAGAAGAAAAAGCCCACAACUACCUUAAGCGAUUAAGACAAUAUGCGCAACCCUCGCCUUUCAUAGUAAUCGCUGUUUAAACCUGGCAAAACCGAACACCAGUCUUUGCAAGAAUGGAGUCGGUAAAACAAAGGAUUUUGGCCCCAGGAAAAGAGGAACUAAAGAAUUUUGCUGGAAAAUCCCUUGGCCAGAUCUACAGGGUGCUGGAGAAGAAACAGGAGACCGGGGAGACCAUCGAGCUGACCGAGGAUGGGAAGCCUCUGGAGGUGCCUGAGAAGAAGGCGCCGCUGUGCGACUGCACGUGCUUUGGCCUGCCGCGCCGCUACAUCAUCGCGAUCAUGAGCGGCCUGGGCUUCUGCAUCUCCUUUGGCAUUCGCUGCAACUUGGGCGUGGCCAUUGUGGACAUGGUCAACAACAGCACCAUCCACCGCGGGGGCAAAGUCAUCAAGGAGAAAGCCAAAUUCAACUGGGACCCAGAAACCGUGGGAAUGAUCCAUGGUUCCUUCUUUUGGGGCUACAUUAUCACCCAGAUUCCGGGCGGAUACAUCGCGUCUCGGCUGGCAGCCAACAGGGUUUUUGGAGCUGCCAUACUUCUUACCUCUACCCUAAAUAUGCUAAUCCCAUCAGCUGCCAGAGUGCAUUAUGGAUGUGUUAUCUUUGUUAGAAUAUUGCAGGGACUUGUUGAGGGUGUCACCUACCCAGCAUGUCAUGGGAUAUGGAGCAAAUGGGCCCCUCCUCUGGAGAGGAGUAGGCUGGCCACCACCUCCUUUUGUGGUUCUUAUGCUGGGGCUGUAAUUGCAAUGCCUUUAGCUGGUAUUCUUGUACAGUACACUGGCUGGUCUUCAGUAUUUUAUGUCUAUGGAAGCUUUGGGAUGGUCUGGUACAUGUUUUGGCUUUUGGUGUCUUACGAGAGCCCUGCAAAGCAUCCUACUAUUACAGAUGAAGAACGUAGGUACAUAGAAGAAAGCAUUGGAGAGAGUGCAAAUCUUUUAGGUGCAAUGGAAAAAUUCAAGACUCCAUGGAGGAAAUUCUUUACAUCUAUGCCAGUCUAUGCAAUAAUUGUUGCAAACUUCUGCAGAAGCUGGACUUUUUAUUUAUUGCUUAUUAGUCAGCCAGCAUAUUUUGAAGAAGUCUUUGGAUUUGAAAUUAGCAAGGUCGGCAUGCUCUCUGCUGUGCCACACUUAGUCAUGACAAUCAUUGUGCCUAUUGGAGGACAAAUUGCAGAUUUUCUAAGAAGCAAGCAAAUUCUUUCAACAACUACAGUGAGAAAGAUCAUGAACUGUGGUGGUUUUGGCAUGGAAGCCACAUUGCUUCUGGUUGUUGGCUAUUCUCAUACUAGAGGUGUAGCGAUCUCAUUCUUGGUGCUUGCAGUGGGGUUUAGUGGAUUUGCUAUAUCUGGCUUCAAUGUCAACCACUUGGAUAUUGCUCCAAGAUAUGCCAGUAUCUUAAUGGGCAUUUCGAAUGGUGUUGGCACAUUGUCAGGAAUGGUUUGCCCUAUCAUUGUUGGUGCAAUGACCAAAAAUAAGUCACGUGAAGAGUGGCAGUAUGUCUUCCUGAUCGCUGCACUUGUCCACUAUGGCGGAGUUAUAUUUUAUGCAAUAUUUGCCUCAGGAGAGAAGCAACCCUGGGCAGACCCUGAAGAAACAAGUGAAGAAAAAUGUGGAUUUAUCCAUGAAGAUGAACUUGAUGAGGAAACAGGGGACAUUACUCAGAAUUAUAUAAAUUAUGGUACCACCAAGUCUUAUGGUGCCACAACACAGGCCAAUGGAGGUUGGCCUAAUGGUUGGGAAAAGAAAGAGGAAUUCGUACAAGAAGAAGUACAAAACUCAUAUACCUAUAAAGACCGAGAUGAUUAUUCAUAACAAAACUACUUGCUGGAUUUAUUUUUAGUGUUUGUGAUUAAAUUGUGAUUGCACAAAAUAUUUUAAAACAUGUCGUGUAAACAUGUAAACAUAUCAACAAGGCAAGUCUUGCUGU
This is a messenger RNA of Marmota flaviventris (yellow-bellied marmot), 2500 nucleotides long. It is a transcript of the gene Slc17a6, whose product is annotated as solute carrier family 17 member 6. Lineage: Eukaryota; Metazoa; Chordata; Mammalia; Rodentia; Sciuridae. Gene Ontology annotation, cellular component: excitatory synapse; synaptic vesicle membrane. Gene Ontology annotation, molecular function: neurotransmitter transmembrane transporter activity; L-glutamate transmembrane transporter activity. The record is from RefSeq and is a predicted model, not a curated record. Gene Ontology annotation, biological process: transmembrane transport; synaptic transmission, glutamatergic; regulation of synapse structure or activity.